AUGGACUCGCCCGGCGGCUAUCCAGAGUCGCCUCUGGAUCAGGACGACGUCGUCUAUCCGUGCAAGGGAUGCGGAGAGAUCCUCGAGGAAGGCAAGGCCUUCGAGCUGGCUGGGAACCGAUGGCACAUCGACUGCUUCCGCUGCAACACCUGUGGCACCCUUCUCGACUCGGACGCGAACCUGCUCCUGCUCGGCGACGGCUCCCUGAUAUGCAACAACUGCACCUACAGCUGCAACCACUGCGGCAACAAGAUUGAGGAUUUGGCCAUUCUGACGGGCGACCAGGCCUUCUGUGCCAACUGCUUCCGCUGCCGCAACUGCAAACGCAAGAUUGAGAACCUGCGCUAUGCCCGUACCUCCCAGGGCAUCUUUUGCAUGUCCUGCCACGAGUCCCUCAUGGCUCGCCGACGCAAAAAGUCCAAGAAGCCUCCAGCCGCUGCUCCCGCACCCAAGGUAGACAAGUCGCUGCCAGCCUUGCCCCCCAACGCUGCGGUGCCCCAAGCCAACUUCACCCCCGACCUAGACACCUCCUCCGAUGUCUUUUCCGAGCCACCCACCACUGAGCCUUCUCCGCGCCCGCCCCACCCCAAACGAACAGACUCGUCGCCUGCAACCUUUAGGCGCGAUGCUUCUCCUGCCUCGUUGGAGGAUCCCCGCAAAGACCACCUCACCCUCCCUGCGAGCACAUACAAGGGGUCGAACCACUCGGAAGCAUCCGAUGCAAAUGAUGACGGCGUCCUGCUCCCAUUUGCCCUAGAUCCAAACCCUGCCCCGGGCCCUUCACCACUGGGCAAGUCAACCAAGUACCACGAAGUGACGGCGGAAACGAACCCACCACGCGUCGACAGCAAGCCCGGCAGAGACUAUUUCAAUCGUCCCUCCGGUAGCCACCGAGAGAUGCUCAAGGAGAAUCAUUCGCGAUCCACGUCAGUGGAGCGGCAGGACAAGAGUCCGCACAUCGCCUUUCAGGAGAAGGGCCGCCAGCCUUCGGACCACCUGAUGGAUCCCAGCAGAAGACGCAAAGAGUCGGUCAAUGACUCCCCAUCACUCCAUGACCGCGCUCGCAGCCAGCACGCCUCGCCUUCUUCGUCGCAAUCGACAGACGCCUUCAAGCUGCAAGAAGUCCCCAAGCAUAAGAAGGCAGACGCGAGGAAGAACUCAAAGUCGGACGUUUGGUCGCAGUCGCAAGGCCCAUCCGGCACGGAUGCAGCUGGGCGAUUAAUGAGCCCCCAGGAGUCGUCGUUGACGACGUCGCCUCUGCCGCUGGACUCCCGGUCCGUUCAGGAAGACUCUCCAGUCACCUCCGGCUCAUCGUACAGCUCGAACCAGCACGUCGAAAGACCCGCGCGAGGGGAUUCGCUCGCCACUGACCGCCCAGCACGAGGUGAUUCGCUUGCAAAUUCCAACCACAACCCUGCGCCAUCCAGAAAAGAAGUGGCCUCUGCAUCACCCGCAACCCCCACCGCUCAUCCGUCUCAGAGCAAUGGAGGCUAUAACAACAUGGGAAGCGCUCUUGAUUCCCAGUACGACCACCCAGCUCUCCCUCAGCGCUCUGCAGGACGCCCGCAACCGCCUUCUGCCGAUACUUUCACCUCUCCACGGGCUCCCCCUCCUCCUCCAGCGGGCCAAAGUCACAAGACGUCCGAGUCAGCCAGCACCCUGCAAAGCGACAAUUCACAGCCUGUGCUUCCAACGCCUGGGCUGCCGCGCUAUAGCGCUCAGGGUGACUUUUCCAUGGACGAGGACUUUGCUCGUCUGCUGUCGGGUCAGGAACCUCACGAGAAGGAAGGCGGAGUGUUGCGCAGAGUGUCCAAUGCCAUGUCAAAACACGGCCGAAGCUUCAGCGACCGUGGCUCGGUGACCGGGAAAGGGCAUAAGAAGUGGCCAACAAACGGAUCGAUUGAGAUCAGCAGCCCCACGGUCGCCUCACCGGAUUCAAAGGAGGAGGCGGUGAACCUGCGAAACGAGCUGCGCAGGGCCCAACAACGCAUCGCCGAGCUCGAGGCCGAGAAGAACGGCCUGCAGGAGACUGUGCAUAAUGCUGCGGACAUCAAGCAAGCCAACACGAUCUUGAGGGAGAAGCGCAAUACCAUGGCUGUUUUGGAUACCCAGCGCGAAAUGCUCAUUCGCGAGUUGGAGAUCAUGACGGACCACCUGAAGCGCGCAAAGGACAAUGGCCAGACCAUUGACAUCAACUCGCUCAAGUCGGACAUACUCAAGGACUUUGCCAACUCGCUGCAGCGGCUGAAGGAUCAGCUGGGCGGUCAAAUCGAAGAGCUAAUUUCGAGACGGACAGAGCUUACCGAUGAAAUAUCGAACCUCAUUCAAAUGAAGGAUAAGGGUUUCCAGGAAUACGAGUCGCUAAGUGCCCAAAACACGAAGCUGUCCAACAUGAACCGGGACCUCAUCGAGUCGAUACAGAAGACGCUCAAGGAUAAUAAACACCACAACGGCGCGCGGUCCAUUGAUAUCGGUCAGUCCGGGGCCAGCGGCUUGGGCAUCUACCACAGCCACCACAAAGGCGGCAAGUCUGAUAUUUCCAUAGACAUACAGGGUCUGCCUCAUGACGCAUCCUACUCUAACCUCCACGAUGCCGAGAGCGAAGCCACCGUUGCCCAGCCCAAGGUCGUCAAUAUCAGCAAGACAGGGAGAGCGAACAAGUUCAACUGGAAGAAGGGCGGUCAAGUCAUCACCAAGAACGUGACGAAGGGCUUCAAGAGCACGUUCGGUUCGGAUCAGCGGCGCGAAGAAGAAUACAGUCAAAAGAGUAUUACCAUCGGGUCACCCUACGGCCCUGUUGUGCAGAGUCAGCCAGACUUUGCGUCCAUGACUGCGUCCAUGUCUAGUUCAACCAAGAGCAAGGAGGAUGGCAACCAAUCCCGCGGCUGGUUUGGCGGCAAGCCCAACAGCAACAACAACAUCAACAACAAGGGCCAACAGGAUCGCCUGAAGAACCUGCAGCAUAACAACAGCACCAGCAAUCUACUCGGUGAAAGUAGCUCCACUCUCUUUGGCUCCGACCUGACCGCUCGAUGCGAGUUUGAGAAGCGCAUGAUCCCCGCUAUUGUCAGCCGAUGUGUGGAAGAGGUCGAGUUGCGAGGUAUGGAUGUCGAAGGCAUCUACCGCAAGAGCGGUGGCGCGUCGCAGGUCAACCAAGUCAAGUCCGGUUUCGAGAAGAGCAACGACUACGACAUUUCCGAUCCGGAUCUCGAUAUCCAUUCGGUCACUUCAGCCCUGAAAAACUAUUUCCGCAAGCUCCCUAUUCCAUUGAUUACGUUUGAUGUCUAUGACCAGUUCCUGGAAGCCGGCCGAAUCGAAGACCCAGAUCGAAAGGCCAAGGCGAUGAUCAGUGCAAUCAACGAGAUACCUCGUACGCAUCGCGAUUGCCUGCAGUUUCUGGUAUUCCACUUGUCCCGUGUGAUCCAGCACUCAAAAGAGAACCUCAUGUCGGCUCUCAACCUCGCGGUUGUCUUCGCGCCAACGAUUAUGCGCCCGAUGGAUAUCCAGCGCGAACUCACCGACGCCCCUCUCCAGCGGAACGCAGUCCAAUACCUUCUGGAGAACCACAAAUAUAUCUAUGGUAGUGCGGAUUGA
Westerdykella ornata is the source of this 3594-nucleotide messenger RNA. RefSeq names its product RhoGAP-domain-containing protein. Gene Ontology annotation, cellular component: cytoplasm. Lineage: Eukaryota; Fungi; Ascomycota; Dothideomycetes; Pleosporales; Sporormiaceae. The coding region runs from base 1 to 3594 and encodes 1197 amino acids. The record is from RefSeq and is a predicted model, not a curated record. Gene Ontology annotation, biological process: signal transduction; regulation of GTPase activity. The transcript has 6 exons.